AUGGAGAAUCGGCAAGGUGUGAAAGAUGGAGCAGAUAAUGUGCCGCAGCAGCAGCAAGGCAAGGAAACCAAACAAUCCUGGCCAGGCAAACACGCAAGGAAUCAAAAACUCAUGCCCUCCCUCUGGCUCUGCAAGGAAGGUGCCAACAGUGGUGGUAAUGGUGGUGGUGUUGGUGCUGCUGCUUUGCGGCUUUGCGUGCUUCAAGAACGCCCAGCGCUUUCUGCUCUUGGGCAUUGA
Messenger RNA from Colletotrichum aenigma, 237 nucleotides. RefSeq lists its product as uncharacterized. NCBI's taxonomy places the organism in Eukaryota, Fungi, Ascomycota, Sordariomycetes, Glomerellales, Glomerellaceae. Bases 1 to 237 code for a protein of 78 amino acids. The transcript has 2 exons. The record is from RefSeq and is a predicted model, not a curated record.